Messenger RNA from Fusarium oxysporum Fo47, 1556 nucleotides. RefSeq names its product FAD-binding oxidoreductase. The transcript has a single exon. Gene Ontology annotation, molecular function: FAD binding. Lineage: Eukaryota; Fungi; Ascomycota; Sordariomycetes; Hypocreales; Nectriaceae. The record is from RefSeq and is a predicted model, not a curated record. Bases 47 to 1459 code for a protein of 470 amino acids.
CACAAGGCUUCUACCACCCGCUUUUAUUAAUUGCUUUGACAUUCCAAUGGACUACUCACACACAUCUAUCGCUAGCUCUCUGAGGUGCCAAGUUAUUGUCCCGCGACGAAACCAAGCUCCAAGUGAGACGGUUUCGAGAUGGUCGGACCACAAUGUUGAGUUCCCGGCAAUGAUCGUACGACCAAAUUCGGAACAGGACAUUGCCGAUUCCAUCAAACUUGCCAGAAACAACGAGUUGAUCCUCCUCCCAGGGAACGGUGGUUGUGCAUCCUGGGUCCCCAUCACCGCCAAAACCAUGUACUUGGACAUGAAAAACUUCAACAAUGUAAUUGUCGAUCAGUCGUCGAGCACUGUACGUGUCGGCGGCGGUGCUUCUACCGGCGAGGUUAUCAAGGCCGUCGUGGCAGCAGGCUAUUAUACAUUAUGGUGCAACUCCAAUGCCGUCGGAUACGUCGGUUCCAUCCUGGGCGGCGGUAUCAGCCCUUUCACGGGGCUUCAUGGUUACCUUAUCGAUGCUGUCGAGUCGAUACAGCUCAUCACCACCGAUGGACAAAUCCUCGACGUGGGGCCAUCAUCAGAAGGCGAAGAAAAAGCUCUGUUCAACGCCCUAUGUGGUGCUGGUCACGGUCUUGGGAUUAUCACAUCAGUCGUUAUGAAGGUCUUCUCAUUGAAGAUCUUGAACAUGACUGAGGACUGCUUCUGGACACGCAGGGUCGUCUUCCCUUCUAGUGCUAUCGAAGCUGCUGCCAAGGCAUUCACGCAAUUCAGCGACCCAGAUCCUCACCUAGUCAUCAACAUGGUCUUUUUCAGAGCACUGCCUAGUACAUCAGCUCUGGGGUCACCUAUGAUUACACUCACAGCGUCCUAUUUCGGGCCCUCCAACGAAGCUGAGCAAGCCGCAACUGUCCUAUUUGAUCAAAGCAUCAUCGGCAAAGCGGUCGAAGCAGAGACCCUCCUUGUCUCUGUGGCUACCGCAAACGACAGAAAUAAUCAUAUGAAUAUCCACGGUGGUUUCAAGGAUACCUGGAGUUGCUUUGUGAGCUCAGUAGAUGGCGCGGCCAUCAAGGAGAGUUUCGAAAGGUGGGUCCAGGUCGCUGAGCGAGACCAGGGCGCAAAACGAACUUUGGUCCUUUGGGGCCGGUUCAAUACGAACAUGGCUGUCAGCCUAGGGCAAAGCCCAGAAGGACAGGGAAAGUUCCUCGGAGUACGAGACCGCGGUGUCUUCACCAAUGUGGUCAAGUAUGCGGAUACACUAGAAUCGAACAGGGCAUUAGAUCAGUUUUGCUAUGAUCAUCUAGAUAUCGCCAGACGGAGAGAUGCAGGCCUGCCUAGGAUGUUAGCAAACAACCGGAGACCGGGCAUAAAUCUGCAAGAAUUGUACCCCAAGGAAAAGGUUGCCGAGUUAAUGAGGGUCAAACAGGUGUGGGAUUCGGAACAAUUGUUGUGGAGCCCAUUUUGAAGAAAGUUUGUUGGUAUCAAGGUGAUCAUGACGUAUUUGAAAUCUGGAACAGAAAAUCUGCAUCAGGUUCGAUCGUUUGACUUGUAAUUAUAUGUAU